Homarus americanus (American lobster) is the source of this 4272-nucleotide messenger RNA. Its product is annotated as hornerin-like. NCBI's taxonomy places the organism in Eukaryota, Metazoa, Arthropoda, Malacostraca, Decapoda, Nephropidae. The transcript is spliced from 2 exons. The record is from RefSeq and is a predicted model, not a curated record. The coding region runs from base 1 to 4272 and encodes 1423 amino acids.
AUGUGUCCUGACCAGGCACGGUCCGGGGGUACCUACCUACAGCAGGCACGGUCCGGGGGUACCUACCUACAGCAGGCACGGUCCGGGGGUACCUACCUACAGCAGGCACGGUCCGGGGGUACCACCACAGCAUACGGUCCGGGGUACUCCACCUGCCAGCAGGCCGGUCCGGGGGUACCUACCUACACCAGGGCACGGUCCGGGGGCACCCACCGCUGGCAGGUACGGUCCGGGGGUACCUGGCCUCACACCAGGUACACGGUCCGGGGUACCCCACCUACAGCAGGCAGCACGGUCCAGGGGUACCCCACCUGCCAGCAGGCACGGUCCAGGGGGUACCCACCUACAGCAGGUGGCUGGUCCGGGGGCACCUACCUACAGCAGGCAUCGGUCCGGGGCACCACCUGCCAGCAGGUACGGUCCGGGGGCACCCCACCUACAGCAGGUACGGUCCGGGGCACGCAUCCACAGCAGGCACGGUCCGGGGGGGGUACCACCACAGCAGGCACGGUCCGGGGGUACUACCUACAGCAGGCACGGUCCGGGGGUACCCACCACACCAGGGGUAUCGGUCUGGGGUACCCACCACACAGGCUGGUCCGGGGGUACCCACUCUACAGCAGGCAUGGUCCGGGGCAUCACCUACAGCAGGUAUGGUCCGGGGCCCACCCACAGUGGGUACGGUCCGGGGUACCCACUCUGCCAGCAGGCACGGUCCGGGGGUACCCUACCUGGCCAGCAGGCAGUACGGUCCAGGGGUACUCUACCCACACCAGGCACGGUCCGGGGUACGUACCUACAGCAGGCACGGUCCGGGGUACGUACCUACAGCAGGCACGGUCCGGGGCAUGUACCACAGCAGGCACGGUCCGGGGGGGGUGCCCACUCACAGCAGGCACGAACUGGGGGGGUGGGGCUCUACCUGCCAGCAGGUACGGUCCGGGGGUACCUACCACACCAGGCACGGUCCGGGGGGGUACCACCUGCCACCAGGCACGGUCCGGGGGUACCUACCCACAGCAGGCACGGUCCGGGGUACCUUACCCACAACACCAGGCAGCACGGUCCGGGGGUACGUACCUACAGCAGGCACGGUCCGGGGGUACCUACCUACACCAGGUACGGUCCGGGGGUACCUACCUACAGCAGGCACGGUCCGGGGGUACGUACCUACACCAGGUACGGUCCGGGGGUACGUACCUACAGCAGGCACGGUCCGGGGGUACCUACCUACACCAGGUACGGUCCGGGGGUACGUACCUACCAGGCACGGUCCGGGGUACCUACCUACAGCAGGUACGGUCAGGGGUACCUACCUACAGCAGGUACGGUCAGGGGUACCUACCUACAGCAGGUACGGUCAGGGGUGCCUACCUACAGCAGGCACGGUCAGGGGUACCUACCUACACCAGGCACGGUCAGGGGUACCUACCUACAGCAGGUACGGUCCGGGGUACCACCAGGCACGGUCAGGGGUACCUACCUACACCAGGCACGGUCGGGGGUGCCUACACCAGGCACGGUCGGGGGUACCUACCUACAGCAGGUACGGUCAGGGGUACCUACAGCAGGUACGGUCAGGGGUCACCUACCUGGCAGGUACGGUCAGGGGUACCUACCUACAGCAGGCACGGUCGGGGUACCUACCUACCAGGCACGGUCGGGGUGCCUACCUACACCAGGCACGGUCGGGGGUACCUACCAACAGGUACGGUCAGGGGUACCUACCUACAGCAGGUACGGUCAGGGGUACCUACCUACAGCAGGUACGGUCAGGGGUACCUACCUACACCAGGCACGGUCAGGGGUGCCUACCUACACCAGGCACGGUCUGGGUGCCUACCCUACACCAGGCACGGUCAGGGUACGUACCUACAGCAGGUACGGUCGGUACGUACCUACAGCAGGCACGGUCGGGGUGCGUACCUACAGCAGGCGGUCGGGGUGCGUACCUACAGGCGGUCCGGGGGUACGUACCUACAGCAGGCACGGUCGGGGUACCUACCUACAGCAGGUACGGUCGGGGUACCUACCUACACCAGGCACGGUCGGGGUGCGUACCUACAGGCACGGUCCGGUGCGUACCUACAGCAGGCACGGUCGGGGGUACGUACCUACAGCAGGCACGGUCGGGGUGCCUGCCUGCCUACAGCAGGUACGGUCGGUGCCUACCUACACCAGGCACGGUCAGGGUACCUACCUACAGCAGGUACGGUCGGGGUACCUACCUACAGCAGGCACGGUCAGGGUACGUACCUACAGCAGGUACGGUCCGGGGUGCCUACCUACAGCAGGCACGGUCGGGGGUACGUACCUACACCAGGCACGGUCGGGGGUACCUACCUACACCAGGCACGGUCCGGGGUACCUACCUACAGCAGGUACGGUCGGGGGUACCUACCUACAGCAGGUACGGUCCGGGGUACCUACCUACACCAGGCACGGUCGGGGUACCUACCUACAGCAGGUACGGUCGGGGUACCUACCUACAGCAGGUACGGUCCGGGGUACCUACCUACACCAGGCACGGUCCGGGGUACCUACCUACACAGGCACGGUCGGGGUACCUACCUACAGCAGGUACGGUCAGGGUACCUACCUACAGCAGGUACGGUCCGGGGUACCUACCUACAGCAGGUACGGUCCAGGGGUACCUACCUACAGCAGGUACGGUCAGGGGUACCUACCUACACCAGGCACGGUCGGGGUACCUACCUACAGCAGGUACGGUCAGGGGUACCUACCUACAGCAGGUACGGUCGGUACCUACCUACAGCAGGUACGGUCGGGGUUACCUACCUACACCAGGCACGGUCCGGGGUACCUACCUACAGCAGGUACGGUCGGGGGUACCUACCUACAGCAGGUACGGUCCGGGGUACCUACCUACAGCAGGUACGGUCGGGGUACCUACCUACAGCAGGCACGGUCAGGGGUGCCUACCUACAGCAGGUACGGUCCGGGUACCACCUACAGCAGGUACGGUCAGGGGUACCUACCUCAGGCACGGUCGGGGUGCGUACCUACAGCAGGCACGGUCAGGUGCCUACCUACAGCAGGUACGGUCGGGGUACCACACCACAGCAGGCACGGUCAGGGGUACGUACCUACAGCAGGUACGGUCCGGGGUACCUACCUACAGCAGGCACGGUCGGGGUGCCUACCUACACCAGGCACGGUCGGGUGCCUACCUACACCAGGCACGGUCAGGGGUACGUACCUACAGCAGGUACGGUCGGGUACCUACCUACACCAGGCACGGUCGGGGGUACCUACCUACACCAGGCACGGUCCGGGGUACCUACCUACACCAGGCACGGUCCGGGGUACCUACCUACACCAGGCACGGUCCGGGGUACCUACCACCACCAGGCACGGUCCGGGGUACCUACCUACACCAGGCACGGUCCGGGGGUACCUACCUACACCAGGCACGGUCGGGGUACCUACCUACAGCAGGCACGGUCCAGGGGUACCUACCUACAGCAGGUACGGUCCGGGGGUACCUACCUACAGCAGGCACGGUCAGGGGUGCACCUACCUACAGGCACGGUCAGGGUACCUACCUACACCAGGCACGGUCCGGGGGUACCUACCUACAGCAGGUACGGUCCGGGGUACCUACCUACACCAGGCACGGUCCGGGGUACCUACCUACACCAGGCACGGUCCGGGGUACCUACCUACACCAGGCACGGUCGGUACCUACAGCAGGUACGGUCCGGGGUACCUACCUACAGCAGGUACGGUCAGGGGUACCUACCUACAGCAGGUACGGUCAGGGGUACCUACCUACAGCAGGCACGGUCAGGGUACCUACCUACACCAGGCACGGUCCGGGGUACGUACCUACACCAGGCACGGUCGGGGUACGUACCUACAGGCACGGUCGGGGUGCGUGCCUACACCAGGCACGGUCCGGGGUACGUACCUACCAGGCACGGUCGGGGGUACCUACCUACACCAGGCACGGUCGGGGAUACCUACCUACACCAGGCACGGUCCGGGGUACGUACCUACACCAGGCACGGUCGGGGUACCUACCUACACCAGGCACGGUCGGGGGUACGUACCUACACCAGGCACGGUCCGGGGUACGUACCUACACCAGGCACGGUCGGUACCUACCUACACCAGGCACGGUCGGGGUACGUACCUACACCAGGCACGGUCCGGGGGUACCUACCUACACCAGGCACGGUCGGGGGUACCUACCUACACCAGGCACGGUCCGGGGGUACCUACCUACACCAGGCACGGUCCGGGGCGUAA